Branchiostoma belcheri (Belcher's lancelet) is the source of this 1304-nucleotide messenger RNA. RefSeq names its product protein CREG1-like. The transcript has 4 exons. NCBI's taxonomy places the organism in Eukaryota, Metazoa, Chordata, Leptocardii, Amphioxiformes, Branchiostomatidae. The record is from RefSeq and is a predicted model, not a curated record. The coding region runs from base 115 to 699 and encodes 194 amino acids.
AUCCCCCUGCGCAGCACUUUGUGUUACCAUUUCCUCCUGUUUUGUACCAACCGUUCAACCUCUGUUACAUUCUAACAUUUCUUUCGUCGGGCAAGCAUCUAAAACAUCAUCACGAUGUACGCCGUGAUUCUAACGGUCGUGGCGGCGAUGUUAAGCGGGGGACUAGCGGGCUCGGACCCGCCACCACACGGCGACUACGCCGCUAUGGCCCGCUAUGUGGUGCACAACAACGACUGGGGCAGUCUGGCCUCCAUAUCUACACACCAGCCUAUGAAGGGGAAACCAUUCACCAACGUGUUCUCUGUCAGUGACGGUCCUGUGGAGAAUGGUACCGGCGUGCCGUACUUCUUCUUCAGUCCGCUAGAUGUCACUGUUCAAGAUUUGAUGGUUAACCCCAACGCUAGCUUCUCCAUGUCAGAGAUUGAGAGCGGAUACUGCACCAGUAUGAAAUGGGACGCUGAGGAUCCACGAUGUGCCAAAAUCAUCCUGUCGGGAAAAAUCGUGACUGUUCCCCAAGACGAAGCCGACUUUGCAAAGAAUGCCCUGUUCUCUAGACAUCCUAUCAUGGCUGACUGGAUCAAGAUGGAAAGUCACAAGUUUUACUUCACCAAAAUGGAGAUAGAAGAUGUCUUCGUCUUGGACUUCUUCGGCGGAGGAAACAUCGUCUCUCCCGAAGACUACUUCAACGUUAAACCAUAGUCAAUAUGGUCAAGCUUCAUAGGAGGGACCAGCAAAUCGCCAUGCGCAGAACUAGAUAUAUUUUGGGACUUAUUUUUAGAUGAUUUUUCCUGGGCAAAUUUUGCUCAGAAAAGCCCAGUUUUGAAGUAAGAAGGGCAGAAGAAUGUAUAUUUUCAAAAUAUGGCCAAAAAGUGUGACCUUUUUCAUGGUUUGACCUAUCAUUGACCUCUAAAUACUUGUUCUCUGUGUGGACUGUCCCACUUUGCCAGGGGGUUAAAUCCUGGUAUCAUUUCAAUAUUUUGGCUGUAGCGCAUUAAAACCGUGGAAUCGAACUUCCACUAUUUGCAUCAAAAGACACCUGACAAAUCCAGCUUUCCAGUGGGGGUAAAAACUUGAGGUUUGAGAUAAAGGUAAAUGUAUUUUAAAGUGCUUGUUUCUAGUGGUUUUAGCAUAGAUUUCCAAUGGGAAGUCAUUAUGCUGGUCCCUGCCCUUCAAAAAUAGACCAUCCACGUGCGCCCUCUAUCAGUAUUUGUUUCAACUGCAAUUGUCUAUUACCUUGGAUUGAAAACUUGUGGAUCAGUUGUACAAUUUUCUUAGAAAAAGUUAUGAACUGAUAUAAUCUAUGC